AGACUGGUUGUGUUGUUGAUACUGUAUAUUAUAUACAUUUUACUCAACUGCUUUACCCACUCCAGUUAGCAGAUGGCGAUGUGUCUUUCAGGCCAUGCUGCUAGUGUGACGUAUAAUCUAGUCGACGGGACGCUUCCUGAAAAACUGAAGCCACCUCCGUAGCUCGCUAGCCAACGAAGUCGGCACAUCCAAGCUCUUUAGACAAUUUCGUUGUUUAUAUGCCGCUAUGUUUUAAACACACUUAUAUUCGUAAAAAAAACCCCACUCAGUUACCCCAUUUCAUUUCAUAUUGACGUUGUUAGUCAGCUAGCUGGCUGGUUAAGUUAGCAAUAGUCUAGUCGCUAAUGCUAACUAGCUAGCUAACAUCCCCGACAAUGAGCUCACUAAGCUGCUCCCCCCCUGCUAAAGAAGAGGUGGUCUGCUGGACGGAGAAAGGAACUCUCUUAAAAGAGGAGGAAGAGGAGGCUGUUACCGUCAAAAAAGACGCAGAGUGUCAGGCUGUUACAGUGAAAGAAAAAGAGGAAGAAGCUUACAGAGUGAAAGAAGAGGAGGAUGAUAUUACUGUGAAAGAAGAGGAUGGAGUUUUUGGGGUGGAAGAGGGGGAGAUGACUGUCACAGUGAAAGAAGAGGAAGACUGUUUUGGCGUGACUGAGAUGUCUGUCACAGUGAAAGAAGAGGAAGACUGUUUUGGCGUGAAGGAGAUGUAUGUCGCAGUGAAAGAAGAGGAAGACUGUUUUGGCAUGAAGGAGAUGUCUGUCACAGUGAAAGAAGAGGAAGACUGUUUUGGCGUGAAGGAGAUGUCUGUCACAGUGAACGAAGAGGAAGACUGUUUUGGCGUGAAGGAGAUGUCUGUCACAGUGAAAGAAGAGGAAGACUGUUUUGGCCUGAAGGAGAUGUCUGUCACAGUGAAAGAAGAGGAAGACUGUUUUGGCGUGAAGGAGAUGUCUGUCGCAGUGAAAGAAGAGGAAGACUGUUUUGGCGUGAAGGAGAUGUCUGUCACAGUGAAAGAAGAGGAAGACUGUUUUGGCGUGAAGGAGAUGUCUGUCGCAGUGAAAGAAGAGGAAGACUGUUUUGGCCUGAAGGAGAUGUCUGUCGCAGUGAAAGAAGAGGAAGACUGUUUUGGCCUGAAGGAGAUGACUGUCACAUUGGAAGAAGAGGAAGAGCAGGCUGGAGAUCUGAUGAACACCGGUACAUACAAUGUGGAGAGCUGUGAAAGCCUGUCUGCAGAAGAAGAGGUCCCAGUGAAUGUCCCGAGAGCCUGUCUGCAGAUGAAGAGAUCCCAGUGAAUGUCCCAAGAGCCUGUCUGCAGAUGAAUAGGAUCCCAGUGAAUGUCCCAAGAGCCUGUCUGCAGAUGAAGAGGAUCCCAGUGAAUGUCCCAAUAGCCUGUUUGCAGAUGAAGAGGAUCCCAGUGAAUGUCCCAAGAGCCUGUCUGCAGAUAAAGAGGAUCCCAGUGAAUGUCCCAAGAGCCUGUUUGCAGAUGAAGAGGAUCCCAGUGAAUGUCCCAAGAGCCUGUCUGCAGAUGAAGAGGAUCCCAGUGAAAGUCCCAAGAGCCUGUCUGCCACAUCCUUGUAAACCAUGUGUUUUAUGUGUACUUAUGUUAACACAUGUUGUACGUAACAAUACAGUUUAAAGUCACACACAAUGUAGACUACAAACAUAUUUACAAUCCUUCUCCUGGAGGUAUGCUGGGUGUGCAGGCUUCUGUUCCAGCCCUGCACUAAGACACCUGAUUCAACUUAUACAACCUAAUGAGUUGAUUAAUAAUGUGUAUUAUUGCUGGGCUGGAACAAAAGCCUGCUCACCCAGUAGACCAGGGGGUGGAGUGAGGUUGGCCACCUCUGGAAUUGAUUUUUUUUGUUCACCUGAAAUUGUGCUUCGGUAAUGAUAGCCUACUUACUAAAAUGUCUAACAUUUACAAACCAUUUCGAUUAUUUGUACAUUUUGAAAUUAUAUUUUGAUUCAUUCAAUGUUGAUUCAUUGAAGUGAAGUAUUUGAAAUUGAUUUAAUUUUUUUUACUUAAAAACAUUAUUCAAAAUGAACCAAUGUCCAUUCAUCACAGAUCACACUUCUGCAA
Messenger RNA from Salvelinus fontinalis (brook trout), 2074 nucleotides. RefSeq names its product zinc finger and SCAN domain-containing protein 31-like. Gene Ontology annotation, biological process: regulation of transcription by RNA polymerase II. Lineage: Eukaryota; Metazoa; Chordata; Actinopteri; Salmoniformes; Salmonidae. Gene Ontology annotation, molecular function: RNA polymerase II cis-regulatory region sequence-specific DNA binding; DNA-binding transcription factor activity. The transcript is spliced from 2 exons. The record is from RefSeq and is a predicted model, not a curated record. The coding region runs from base 375 to 1286 and encodes 303 amino acids.